AUGGUUCCGGGUUUGCGACGGCCUGAAGCGGCAUCCGGCCGUCCAUUCGCUGGUGGAGAUCGUUCUCGAUCUUGGCCGUCGCCCCGUCGCAUCCUUCUUGCAAGCGUCCCUCUCCGCAUGGUGGCGAGUUUCGGAGCGGACAAGCGCGCGGGGAUUGGGCGCACGCUGCAGCGCAUCAGCGCCAUGCGCAAGCGAGCGGGGAUUGGGCACACGCUGCAGCGCAUCAGCGCCAUGAGAUGGUGCGCGAGGUGGUGGCAGGGGGGUGAGUCCGUGGUGGUCAUGGGUCCGGAGGCGUGGGGAAGAGCACGGGUAGCAGAUGAUGGGGACGAGUGCACUCGCAGGGUGGUGGAGGACACACAGGAGCAAGGCGAUCGCAGGCGCGAGGUCCGUGUGCACCAGUGUGCAGGAGCAGCAAUAGAGGAUAAUGGAGGCGGUGGAGAAUCGGAUGGCAUAGGUGGUGGUGAUUGA
Molecule: messenger RNA, 468 nt
Organism: Closterium sp. NIES-65
Lineage: Eukaryota; Viridiplantae; Streptophyta; Zygnematophyceae; Desmidiales; Closteriaceae
Source: the annotation of a GenBank genome assembly